AGCACUAUCCCCUACUGUUGUCUAAUAACACAGGUUCGAAAUUGGGAGGGAAGAGAGAGAGAGAGAGAGAGAGAGAGAGGGGCAUGAGUGGGCAUGGCGAACCUGUCGAGCCUGGUACACGAGCUACGAGAGCGCAUAGCUGCGACCUCGUCGACUCCUACACACAUCGGAGACGACGUCGCUUUGGAGACCAGAUUCCGCGCCGUCCUCCCCAACCUCCUCCACGCCUACGUCGUCCCCUCUCCCUCCGCCAAUGAGAGAGAAGUUAUAGCUGUAUUGAAGCUAAUCUCCCACACUGCAAGGAAUUUUCCUGGAGUCUUUUACCAUGGGAAGGCUAGCGCAGUUUUACCUGUGGUCGGUCGAGUACUGCCUUUCUUUGCGGAACCUGCCUUUCGCUUUCGACAUGGAGUAAUUUUCGAGACCAUUGGAUCCCUUUUAUCCUUGCUUCGUAGUGGAGCACGAGAUGCGUACCGACAAUUUUUCGUUGAUUCCAUGUUAGUUGUUGAAGAUCUUUUGUACGUGGCUUUGCUCUCUGCUGACAGUUCAAAUAUCACAGAAUCGACUUGUUUGAAUUUAAAGUGUUUCUGUGAGUCCUUUACGGGAAUUUUUAGUGAUCCUGAUCAUCUCGGAGAUCUUCCGGAAAGUAAUAAACCAACUGAUGGCAUUGGAAUUAUGAUUAAUCUUACGGGAAAAAGGAGGUGGCGACCUUUUGUGACCUGGAUCAUUAAGCUUCUCAGUCGAUGCUUAACUGAAGGAACUUUGUAUGUUGAAGGACUAAUCCAUGGGCCAUUUGUUUCUUCUGCAUGUUCUCUUAUAUGUUAUGGUGACGCUGAUUUGCAAAUGGCAUGUUUUGACUUUGCACGCAACAUUGGAUCAGUGAUAAAUUAUGAUAUUCUUUCAUAUCAAAACUUAAUCCAGUCAAUAUCCACCAUAUUAAGCGAGGACAAAGAGGGGCUUCCUGUAUUCAGAAAUAUGGCUUAUGAUUCGUCCCUGGGUGGUUGCCUUCAUGCACUACACUCUAGGUGUGCUGAUGAUGUUGUCAAGCUAACAGCUGCAGAUUUAGUCAGUGUUUUUCUUCAGUCACUGUGGAGAACCAAAAGCCAGGAGCUUAAGGUUGCAUUGUGUAAUGCGUACAUCAGGAUUGCUAAAAUUUGCCCCCCUCAUGUCUGGAGGCCAGAAUCUCUUAUUCGUGCACUUUGUUUUCCAGAACCGUGCUUUCUACUGAUAGAUUGCUUUCGAGUAGCUUUGUCAAUUCUUGGUCUUGAUAGUGUUGGGGGGAGAGCAACAAAUUGUAGUGCUCUAGAUUUAUUAACGUCAAGUGAUAAAUCAAUUGAAAACUUGAGGGUUGGAGAAAAGAGGCCUAUUUCAGAUGUGGAUACUUUCAAGGUCAAACGUCAGAAGUUAGAUAAUGAAAUUACGGCAUCUGAUGCUAAUGUUCAGGUGCAGAGCAAGCACACUUGCAUAGUUACUCGUGAAAGAGAAGACAAAUAUGCAAAUGAUAUGCAUGAAUCACUUCUUUCGUUUGUUAAGUAUCUUAACUCUCCUGAUGCUGGAACUGAUACUUUAAGUCCACAUGUUGCAUUGACGGCUCUUAGCAUGCUUUGCAUUGCCUUCUCUAGAUUCCCAGAUACCAAUCUGUCAAUCUUCAUUUUUCAACAGAUGUAUGCAUGGAUUCCCAGGAUAUGCGAGCUGGCAAAGCAAGAGAAUUCAAUGACGCGUGAAGUUUCCAUUUACCUGGAGGGAAUUCACAGCAUAUUGCUUUUGCAAAGUACCCCGCUUAUGGAGAACAAGCUUUUCAAAAUUACAGAUAAUAGUGCAGACCUUUUAUCUAUGGUACUAAAGCUUCCCUGGUCUCAUUCUCUUUUGAUUACUGAACCUCAAAAUACAUGGAAAACAAAAUGUAUAUCAGUUCAAGUUGCAUCCAAGCUUGGUUCUAGCUUAAAAACUGAAAUUGGUCUUGAAGUCUUGGAUUUGAGUCUUCGUGAUGAAGUUGAAGAAGUUAGACUUGAAGCUGUCGUUUCUAUGCCAGUGAUUGUCUUCUGGUCUGGUCUCGGUGUACUGACACAUAUAUUCAGAAGGGUGGAGUUCUUGGGGAGAGAGAAGCAUGUGAAUGUUAAGAAAAUUGUUCCCCUUUCUCUUGGUUUUUUGUCAUGCCUUUAUGGAUCUUGUACUACUGUAGAUGGUCUAGAUAAAAGUGUGUGCAAAUUAUUUCUGAAUAUAAACAAUGAGAAACAUAGUCAGACAGUAGAUUAUUUACUGCAAGGAUUCUGGUGUUCAAAGUGUGACAGAAGUGUUGUGCACAAUGCUGAAGUAUAUUCAAGAAUCAUAUAUCCACCUGAUAUGCAAAGGAUGGAGAUUACUUUGGAUAGUGAUUUCAUCCAUCUGCAGUCACUUUUUUUUAAACUUCUUUAUGACGAGUCAUCAGAAGAGGUUCAAGUUGCCUGUGUGGAAAUUAUUCGACGGAUUCUUGUACAUGGGACUGCAGAUGUUCUGCUUAAAACUAGAUCUGAAUGGACUAAAUGCAUUGAUUUUCUGCUCCUUAACAAACGGAAGGCUGUAAGGGAAGCAUUUUGCACUCAGAUUAGUUCCUUCCUUGAGGAUCCUAUUUUGAGUUGUCUAUUUUCUGAUGAGGGCAGACCGAAUACAAGUAAAGAACAAAAUUUCCUGGAUAUAAUUAAACAUGCCUUGGCUGCAGCUGAAGAUUCCCAAAUCUUUGAAACUCUUUUGGAAUCUACAGCAGAAAUUAUGAUUGCAGUUGAUAUUUACAGCCAACUCUUUUUGUUUUCUCUUAUCUUGUUGGUCGAUCAGCUAGACAAUCAACACGUGACAGUGAGAAUGAAUGCAUCAAGGUUAAUACACAAAUCUUGCUACUUUCAUCUUAAAGGAGGAUUUGAACUUAUCCUACUAAAAGCUGUUCAUCUUCGAAAUGAACUAUUUGAUUAUCUAUCCGUGAGGCUAGCAAGCCGUCCAGAAAUGGUCAGAGAAUUUGCAGAAGCUGUUUUUGGUGUUGAAACUGAAGAACUUGUGAAGAAAAUGAUUCCUGUUGUUCUUCCGAAGCUUGUGGUGUCUCAGCAGGAUAAUGAUCAUGCAGUUGACACCUUAUAUGAGUUGGCCAAGUGUUUAAAUACUGAUAUGGUGCCUCUGAUAGUUAAUUGGCUACCAAAAGUGCUUGCUUUUGCUCUCCACCAAGCAGAUGGGCAAGAGUUGCUCUCAGCUUUGCAAUUUUACCAUACACAUACUGGCUCUGACAAGCAAGAAAUUUUUUCAGCUGCAUUACCUGCCCUUUUGGAUGAACUUGUUUGCUUUCUGGAUGGUGGUGAUUCAGAUGAGAUAAGCAAAAGGUUAGCAAGAGUACCUCAGAUGAUUAAAGAAGUUGCUAGAGUUCUAACUGGUGGUGAAGAUCUUCCAGGCUUUUUGAGGAACCAUUUUGUUGGCCUCCUUAACAGUAUCGAUAGAAAAAUGCUCCAUGCUGAUGAUUUAUCGCUGAAAGAACAAGCCUUAAAACGUAUUGAGAUGCUGAUUAAAAUGAUGGGUUCUCACCUUAGUACUUAUGUGCCAAAACUAAUGGUUCUUCUCAUGCAUGCUAUCGAUAAAGAAUCACUCCAGAGUGAGGGCCUCUCAGUCUUGCAUUUCUUCAUUGAGCAGCUAGCAAAAGUAUCUCCAUCUAGCACAAAACAUGUAAUUUCUCAAGUUUUUGCUGCUCUUAUUCCUUUCUUGGAGAGAGAGAAAGAAAAACCUUCAGUGAAUUUGGAUAAAGUGGUGAAAGUUUUGGAAGAACUUGUUUUAAAGAACAAAGUUAUCCUAAAGGAGCAUAUUGGCGAGUUCCCUCCAUUGCCCAGUAUUCCAGCUCUAACAGAAGUUAACAAAGCCAUACAAGAAGCGCGGGGGUCAAUGACCUUGAAGGAUCAAUUGCGAGAUGUUGUUGAUGGUUUGAAUCAUGAGAAUUUGAAUGUGAGGUAUAUGGUAGUGUGCGAGUUCAGCAAGUUGCUAAACCUAAGAAGAGAGGAGGUUACAGCUCUGAUCACUGCUGAAGCUGGUUCAGACAUGGAUGUUUUGAGCUCUUUGAUCACAUCCUUACUAAGGGGCUGUGCAGAAGAAUCAAGGACUGCAGUAGGACAGCGGCUGAAGUUGGUCUGUGCUGAUUGCCUUGGAGCACUGGGUGCAGUUGACCCUGCCAAAGUGAAGGGUUUUUCAUGCCAACGCUUUAAGAUUGAAUGUUCGGAUGAUGACCUUAUCUUUGAAUUGAUUCACAAGCAUCUGGCCAGGGCUUUCAGAGCUGCACCAGACACCAUUAUUCAAGACUCGGCUGCAUUGGCGAUACAAGAGCUGCUAAAAUUUGUAGGUUGUGAGGCAUCACUGGAUGUGAAUGCUUCUGCUUCUAUUUCACAGACACUGAAAGAAAAGGAAUCUCGAAAGGUCAUUGCAUCUAGAAUUAAGAGCAAAGAUGGUAGUGGUGAGAUGAAUAGGAGGGGUCAAAAACUGUGGGACCGGUUCUCUAACUAUGUUAAAGAGAUCAUUGCCCCUUGCUUAACCUCUAGAUUUCAGCUUCCAAAUGUGGCUGAUUCUGCAUUCACCGGCCCAAUUUACCGCCCAUCUAUGUCAUUCAGAAGAUGGAUUUUCUUUUGGAUAAGGAAACUAACUGUGCAUGCAACUGGAUCUCGUGCUAGUAUUUUUAAUGCUUGUCGAGGUAUAGUCCGUCAUGACAUGCAAACAGCUAUAUAUCUGCUGCCUUAUUUAGUCCUAGAUGCUGUCUGCCAUGGUACUGAGGAGGCACGCUGUGGCAUAACAGAAGAAAUACUAUCCGUUCUUGAUGCUGCUGCAUCAGAAAACAGUGGGGCAACAGUUCAUGGAGUCAGUGGUGGGCAAAGUGAAGUUUGCAUUCAGGCUGUGUUCACUCUUCUUGAUAAUCUUGGGCAAUGGGUGGAUGAUGUUGAACAAGAACUAGCUCUUUCCCACUCUUUCCAAUCAUCAGCUUCUAAGCAACAAACAUCCAAGUCAAAGGAUCAACGUCAAACUUCUUUGACAGAUCAAGGCCAACUCCUUGUACAGUGUAAAUAUGUUUCAGAGCUUCUGACUGCAAUCCCAAAGGUGACACUUGCCAGGGCCUCUUUUAGGUGUCAGGCUUAUGCAAGGUCUUUAAUGUACUUUGAGUCUCAUGUGCAGGACAAGUCAGGUUCUUUCAACCCUGCGGCUGAGAGGAGUGGAGUUUUUGAGGAUGAAGAUAUUUCAUAUCUAAUGGAAAUAUACAGCUGUCUGGAUGAGCCUGAUGGUCUAUCUGGAUUGGCAUGUUUACGAAAGUCUUUAAGGUUACAAGACCAGCUCAUAAUAAACAAAAAAACAGGAAACUGGGCUGAAGUUUUGACUUCUUGUGAACAAGCUCUGCAAAUGGAGCCCACUUCAGUUCAGAGGCAUUCUGAUGUACUUAACUGUUUACUAAACAUGUGCCACCUUCAGGCCAUGGUAACUCAUGUGGAUGGUUUAAUUUCUAGGAUUCCCCAAUACAAGAAAACGUGGUGCAUGCAAGGUGUGCAAGCUGCAUGGAGGCUUGGCAGGUGGGAUUUGAUGGAUGAGUAUCUUAGUAAAGCUGACGAAGAAGGUUUACUUUGUAGCAGCUCUGAGAGUAAUGCUUCCUUUGACAUGGAUGUUGCAAAGAUUCUCCAGGCAAUGAUGAAGAAGGAUCAGUUCUCAGUUGCCGAGAAAAUUGCAUUGUCCAAGCAAGCUCUGAUUGCUCCUCUGGCUGCUGCUGGGAUGGAUUCCUAUACACGGGCUUACCCAUUCAUUGUGAAACUUCACUUGCUAAGAGAGCUGGAAGACUUCCAGAGUCUUCUUGUUGAUGAUUCUUUCUUGGAGAAAUCAUUUCAUUUGGGUGAUCAGGGAUUCUCAAAAGUGAUGGAGAACUGGGAGAAUCGUCUCAGAUUUACUCAGCCAUCACUUUGGGCAAGGGAUCCGCUUCUGGCUUUCCGAAGAUUGGUUUUUGGUGCCAGUGGUCUUGGUGCUCAAGUUGGGAACUGCUGGCUUCAAUAUGCAAAGCUCUGUCGCUUGGCUGGUCACUAUGAAACAGCAAACCGGGCAAUUCUUGAAGCUCAGGCUUCAGGUGCACCUAACGACCACAAGGAAAAGGCUAAGCUUCUGUGGAGUACUAGGCGAUCUGAUGGUGCCAUUGCGGAGCUUCAACAAGCUCUCCUGAACAUGCCUGUCGAGGUUGUAGGCUCCGCUGCAAUAUCAUCAAUCACUAGCCUUUCACUGGUUCCACUGAACCCACCGCCUUUGGUUUGUGAUACUCAGGCUCUGAAUGAGAAUCGAGAUAUAGCGAAGACCCUUCUCCUCUAUUCUAGGUGGAUCCAUUACACUGGGCAGAAGCAGAAAGAGGAUGUGAUAAGUCUUUAUUCCAGGGUGAGGGAAUUACAGCCUAAGUGGGAGAAAGGAUACUUCUAUAUGGCCAAGUAUUGUGACGAGCUGCUUGCUGAUGCCAGGAAACGUCAGGAGGAGAAUUUUGAUUUAGGUCCCAGGAUAGUGCCCCCAACUUCUGCUGUUGUUGGUUCUUCAAAUGUAAACACUGAGAAGCGCUGGUGGUCUUAUGUGCCUGAUGUACUGUUAUUUUAUGCAAAGGGGCUACAUAGGGGCCACAAAAAUCUCUUUCAAGCACUUCCAAGGUUGUUAACCCUGUGGUUUGAAUUUGGGAGCAUUUAUCAAAGAAGUGGUUCGUCUUCCAAUAAAGAUUGGAAAAGUGUCCACGGGAAGGUAAUGAGUAUUAUGCGUGGCUGUCUGAAGGAUUUGCCAGCAUAUCAGUGGUUAACAGUAUUGCCUCAGUUAGUUUCCAGAAUUUGCCACCAAAAUGAAGAAAUUGUUCGAUUGGUCAAACACAUAAUCACUUCAGUGCUUCGGCAAUACCCACAGCAAGCUCUAUGGAUUAUGGCGGCUGUUUCAAAGUCGACCGUUCCAUCAAGGCGGGAGGCAGCUGCUGAAAUCAUACAAGCUGCACGAAAAGGGUUCAGCCAAGGAAAUAGUGGCAACAAUUUGUUUGUUCAGUUUGCUAGUCUGAUUGAUCAUCUAAUCAAGUUGUGCUUCCAUGCUGGUCAGCCAAAAUCGAGGACCAUUAAUAUCUCAACCGAAUUUAGUGCCUUGAAGAGGAUGAUGCCGCUGGGAAUUAUUAUGCCAACUCAACAAUCUCUUACUGUUACUCUACCAACAUAUGAUGUGAAUCUCACAGACUCGCUUACCUCUAAUAUCUUUUCUGCCACAGAUCUUCCUACAAUAUCAGGAAUAGCUGAUGAAGCUGAGAUUCUCUCAUCUCUUCAGCGACCUAAGAAAAUUGUUCUAAUGGGCAGUGAUGGCAUUGAACGUCCUUUCCUCUGUAAACCCAAGGAUGACCUCAGGAAAGACGCACGUAUGAUGGAGUUCACCGCAAUGAUAAAUCGGUUGUUAUCCAAAUACCCUGAAAGCCGUCGAAGGAAGCUCUACAUUCGCACCUUUGCGGUGAUUCCUCUAACAGAGGACUGUGGUAUGGUAGAAUGGGUGCCUCACACUCGUGGAUUGCGGCAUAUACUUCAGGACAUUUACAUAACCUGUGGAAAAUUUGAUAGGCAGAAAACAAAUCCUCAAAUUAAACGGAUUUAUGAUCAAUGCCAAGGUAAAAUGCAGGAUGAUGAGUUGCUGAAGAACAAGAUUCUUCCAAUGUUCCCACCAGUUUUUCAUAAAUGGUUUUUGACCACUUUCUCUGAGCCGGCUGCUUGGUUUAGGGCUCGGGUUGCCUAUGCACACACUACCGCAGUGUGGUCCAUGGUUGGGCAUAUCGUGGGGUUGGGUGACCGACAUGGUGAAAACAUUCUUUUUGAUUCUACCACAGGUGAUUGUGUUCACGUUGAUUUCAGUUGCUUAUUUGACAAAGGCUUGCAGUUAGAGAAGCCUGAGCUGGUGCCUUUCAGGCUAACCCAGAACAUGAUUGAUGGUUUGGGCAUCACUGGGUAUGAAGGAAUUUUCUUGAGGGUCUGUGAGAUCACGCUGUCAGUACUGAGGACACACAGGGAGACUUUGAAGAGUGUUCUUGAAACUUUCAUUCAUGAUCCGCUUGUAGAAUGGACAAAGUCUCACAAGUCCAGUGGCAUAGAGGUUCAGAAUCCACAUGCACAGCGAGCCAUCAGCAAUAUUGAGGCAAGGUUGCAAGGGGUUGUUGUUGGUGUUGGGGCAGCACCAUCUUUGCCUCUAGCUGUAGAAGGUCAGGCUCGUCGGUUAAUUGCAGAAGCAGUAUCUCACAAAAAUCUUGGCAAGAUGUAUAUAUGGUGGAUGCCAUGGUUUUAGGAGUUAAAUGAAUAGAGAGGUUUUUCCUCUACUGAGUCCAGGGUUAACAUGAUUAUACAGGUGAAACUAGAUAGCUACUCAGUUUUGCGUUGAAAUAAGCCUUGUAAUUCGUAGAGAGAAUGUGUCUUUGGCAGAUUUCUGCAAGAUGGUGUUUCACUAUGGGGGAAUAUCCUUGUCAUGGAUCAUGCUAUAACUUGUUGAAGGUUUGAACAAGCUGAAGGUGACAGUAUUCAAAGAGUGGACCACCUACAUGGGACUGUGGAUAGGUUUUUGGUUAAGGAGAUAGUCAAAGGGAGAAGUGUUGUACACUGUAUGCUGCCCUUUGCAGCAGUAACUGAACAUUUGCAGUAUGUUCAGUUGCACUAGCAUUUCCACCUAGAUACCUAAAGGACUCUCUGUACAUGAGAUAUUUCCUUUUGUAUAUUACUUUGGGUCGGCAUAGGUUUUUUUUUUUUUUUUUUUUUUGUAUUAUAUUAUGUAAAAUGGCAUUUUGUAAUUAAUUAUUAUUAUUAUUAUUAUUA
Messenger RNA from Corylus avellana, 8819 nucleotides. It is a transcript of the gene ATR, whose product is annotated as Ataxia telangiectasia-mutated and RAD3-like protein. Gene Ontology annotation, molecular function: protein serine/threonine kinase activity; protein binding. Lineage: Eukaryota; Viridiplantae; Streptophyta; Magnoliopsida; Fagales; Betulaceae. Gene Ontology annotation, biological process: DNA damage checkpoint signaling; telomere maintenance; DNA repair. The record is from RefSeq and is a predicted model, not a curated record. Gene Ontology annotation, cellular component: nucleus; chromosome.